GCUAGCCAAAUACCCUUUAAUUAGAUGACAGAAGAGAGGAAAACAAUGGGUAGAGGAAAAAUAGAGAUCAAGAGGAUUGAGAAUGUGAACAGCAGACAAGUUACAUUCUGCAAGCGACGUAAUGGGUUGCUCAAGAAGGCUAAGGAAUUGUCUGUACUCUGUGAUGCUGAAGUUGCUGUCAUAGUCUUCUCUAAUACAGGGAAGUUAUUCCAAUUCUCUAGUGCCAGCAUGGAGAACACUCUCACAAGAUACUGCCAAGGCUUGGAUUUAGAAUGGCUUGAACUUUCUCAUGAUGAACAUGAAAUAGAGAAACAGAAGGCACAAAGGGCAGCAGAAUUGAGGACACUGAAAGAUGAAGUCUCACAACUACGGUUGUCAUGCUUGUAAGUGAUGAUGAAUUGGUCUGAAU
Hevea brasiliensis (rubber tree) is the source of this 409-nucleotide messenger RNA. Its product is annotated as agamous-like MADS-box protein AGL15. Gene Ontology annotation, molecular function: protein dimerization activity; RNA polymerase II cis-regulatory region sequence-specific DNA binding; DNA-binding transcription factor activity, RNA polymerase II-specific. Gene Ontology annotation, biological process: positive regulation of transcription by RNA polymerase II. The coding region runs from base 25 to 387 and encodes 120 amino acids. Lineage: Eukaryota; Viridiplantae; Streptophyta; Magnoliopsida; Malpighiales; Euphorbiaceae. The transcript has 3 exons. The record is from RefSeq and is a predicted model, not a curated record.